GGGGGUCUCACCAACUGCUUCGAAAUAAAAUGCUGUUAAUAAAAUGACAAAGGCUGAUCACAAGUGUAACAGUCUGAUGACUGAGGGCAAGAAGCGCUUCCUGUGACGGGAGGUUCUGGUCCGACAGACACGUUAGUGAUGACGAUUUGGGCUGCGGAGUGGUUUCACAGUGUCGUACCUGAGUGUAGAGGCCAGUGGAAGUCAGGUGGCAGACAGUAGCCGCGGUCGUCAGGGACGCCGUUUUUUCUCGCCCGCCUCCGGCCCCGCCUCCUCCCCCGCAGGGGGCGCGCCACGGUGACCACCGUCCUCCAUCCAUCAGAUGAAAUCAGAUCAAAUGAGACGCUAUGUUUGCCUUUUGCAUCUGCCAUGUAUUCGCUCUCCUGGCGGUCCUGAGCGCGGGAUUUGAGGACGAGCGGACGCUCAGACGGGAAAAUGGCCCGCGGCUGCUCAGAGAUGCCGUUUUUGCGGAAUUUAAAGACGAGGGGAAGCAAAACCACACCGUGCUGCAGUUGGAUGAAGACACCGGGGAGAUUUACGCAGGAGGAGAAGACUUUUUAUUCAAACUGGACGUGGAGAAGUUUGCCGCUGUAACUGAGAAAUACAAUCUUUCCUGCUCAGAGGAGGAGCAGGGUUUAGCUGGAAAUACUGUCACUAUCAUUGAAAAAUUGCACGAUAGGUUGUUCGUCUGUGGAACGAAUGGCAUUAAACCUCGCUGCUGGACCAUUUUUCUGCCACAAAACAAUCAGUCUUACCAAGUUGUGGAGACUCAGGACGUGGCAGGAAUCUCCCCCUUCAAUUACACCCAGAACUGCCUCUCUCUAACAGUCGAGGGAGACGUGUACACGGCCGCGCCCCUCGACAAAGAUGGAAGCUUCUUACAGUUCAGGAGGAGAGCGGAGAGCAGGAGCGAUGUGUGGAUGGACGAGGACUGGCUCUCAGAUCCCACGUUUGUCUCGGCGUCCUGGGUGCAGUGGAAGGAGGAUCCUGACAACGACAAGAUUUACAUGUUUUUCCGUGAAAAGAACUCUGAUAACUACCCUGAAGCCGAGCCCUGGAUAUCCAGGGUGGCCCGAGUCUGUAAGGUAGAUGAAGGUGGCUCCAAGCAGUUCCUGCAGAACACAUGGACUUCGUUCCUCAAGGCUCGUCUGGUGUGUGGUUACCCCGAAGAGUCUCUUUACUUCAACCGCCUGCAGGACGUCCAUGUGAUGCGCGCCGACGAUUGGCACCUCACCCGGAUCUACGCCCUUUUCUCCAGCAGCUGGAACUCGUCCGCAGUCUGCAUCUACACCAUAAAAACCAUCGAAGGACUGUUUGAGAGCUCCUCCUUUAAAGGCUAUGACAAGGAGAUUCCACAACCCAGGCCAGGAACGUGUGUGAAAAACAGGCAGGACCUGUCCAUGUCGACCCUCAACAUGCUGAAGGACUACCCAGAGAUGAGCCAGUGGGUCUACCCUCUGCACUCCAGCGCCCCUUUCUACGUGAGCAACUACCACUACAGAAAGAUCGCAGUGGACACGGUUCAGGCCGCAGACCAGCACCUGUACAACGUCCUGCUCCUCGCCACAGAUUCGGGAAGGAUACACAAAGUUCUGGAGUCUGGAUCUGAACCCUUCAUCAUCUUGCAGACGGAGCCUCUGUCUAACUCCAGCGUUCACUCCAUGAAGCUCGAUUCCAAAAGGAAAAAACUUGUGGUGGGUUUCUCGGACAAAAUCGUGGUCCUGAACCUCCAGAACUGCCAGGACUACAACACGUCCUGUGAGGACUGUGUUCUGGCCCGGGACCCCUACUGUUCCUGGACUGCGUCUGGAUGCGCCCCGACCGAGCUGCGCGGAGUGAAUGGAAGUGUCAAAAGAGGAGCGGUCCAGGAUUUUCCCGGGGGCCAGCUGAGCGCAUGCUCCUCAACAGCAGGAAAUCGGACCAAGCGGGACACAGAUUUGUCCCAGACGGAACAGCAUGUGGUCCCCCUGGGGUCCCCCCUCUACAUGUCCUGUCCCAUCGACUCGUACCACGCCACGUACCGCUGGGAGCACGGCCCCGGCAGCGGCCCCUGUCUGCCGGUGAACUCCGAGUGCCUGCUUCUGAUCCCUGCCAUGGCUGAAGAGCACUACGGCCUCCACCGCUGCGUCUCCACUGAGAACAACCACACAAAGGUGGUGAAAACCUAUCACCUGAGGAAGCCCACUAAUCUUCUGCCUGCAAGCCACGACAGGAGGCACAGCAUCCGCUUCCAGCUGCACGGUGCAGCGGCAGCGGCAGAGGCGCCGCGUGUGCCGUGGACACUGCUCGGUCUGGUCCUGGCCCUCUGCAGUUUAAAACACUUUUGACUCAUGUAGUUUGUGAGGUCGGUGUGGAGCAAUGGUCUGGAGCUCUGACAGCUGCUGAGGGCGUGUCCUCUAAGCUAACCCCUGACUCCAUCGCUCAGGCAGAACAGUUAGACUAGAAGACUCUAUAGACUGGCUGAACCUUGUUCUAGCCUCAAACUUAAAUGUGAAAAGUGGAAACGUCCUUCUGAAACAGAGGUGUAUUUUGGUGAGAACCUCGCGAGCAUGCGCUCUAGACAUUCUUGCGCUGACGCCCUGCAGUGCCGCGUUGUUCAAGCUAGCUUUGUUAGCAUCAGGAAAACAACAAACUACGAACAGUGACGCCAGCAACAGGAAGUUGCAAAGAUGCAGCCGUGAAAAGGGCUGAUGACGACCAUAUUGAUCAUAUUUCUAGAUGAAGAUCAUUGUUUUGUGACUGUAUUUAGGUUACAGUCGAGUCCUCACCUUGUUCUCUCUUUGUCUUGCUUUCACUCCUUUUGUUCGCCUGUGUAAACACCCACACUCACAGUCCACAUUCCUGUCAGAGGCCAUUUUGGAGAAGUGUCUGUUGGGAAAUGUGAUUGUAGUGGGGUGACCAGUCCUCAUCAUCGCUCUUGUUGUUGAGUUAUUCUUCUUUAGCUGAUGUGAUCUCACAAAGACUCGACCUUGGCAGGAUUCCAAGGUGGUGUGAUUGGUUUUCUUGUCAGGAGGUUGGUAGAUCGUGGACGAAGGGGCGUGUUGGGUGGCCACUGCCUUGGUGGUUGCAGUAGGUGUGUGAAUGGUUUCGUCUCUGUGUGUGAUGGGCGGGUGACCUGACUCCUGCCCAAAGUAGCUGUGAUAGACUCCACCCCCCGCUACUCCAUUAACUGAGUUAUUAGCUGAAGAAGAUGUUGGACAGAGACUGUGAGUCUAAGUUAGAGGCUCAGUCCUCCAGAUAGAUUGUGCAGAAGAAACAGAUUUUCUCUGGAAACAGUCAGAAGAUUGGGGCAUGGGCCCAGAUGUUCUAUGGGAUCUGGAUCUAACAAUGGGCCACAUCCAGUGCAGGUCAGUCAGACGGAUGAGAAACGGAUGAGGGUCCAUCCAUAGCAAGAUCCUGUUCAUAUACAGCCCGGAUCCGGUUCAGAUCCAGGCGAAAUGUGACUCUAUAUUCCUUAGCGCCGCAGAUCUGCUUCAGAGGCGGAUCUGGCGACUUCUCCGGCUGCUAUCUGGGCAGCCUCCACCGUCAUGACUCACACAACUCCAGUUCCACUCUCAGAACCGUGGUGUCCAUCCACCAGCAUGUUGUGAAAACGCCAUGGUGAUUGUUGAGGUCAAAACACAAGGGCGUUACUCGCUCAGGACUGACGUGUCUCGACAUUACCUAGUAGUCUGGUGAAGAACCAGUGGUGAGGUGGUUGGGGUGUGUCCUCAUGACCAGGGAGGAGGUGGUCAGAUCGGUGAGGUCAGUGUGGAUAAAGACUUGCUGUAAAUGGGACUAGACUUCCAGGGUAUCACUGUUAUUUUAGAGGAGAUAAGAGGGACCUCUCCACAUGACCUUGCCAGAGCUUUGAUGCAGUAUUCUGGGCUCUUGCUGUAGUGGGUGGUGAUGAUAGUUGGUGUCAGAUCUAAACUCGGCUCCUCUCGCUCUGCACCUGGUUUCUGCCUGGGCACCGGUCGACCUCAAGGUUGUCCCACUUUGGCACAGAAAUCCACUGUACUUUUUAAAAAUCUACAUUCUAAGUAUCCAAACCUCUACCUAACUAUUUAUUUCCUAUCUUAGCAUUUUUUUAAACUUUUUUUAUUUGAUUUCCUUCUCCUGAAGGAUAAGUCUUGACUGACUUGCACAGUUGUUUGGCUCAGAUUUUUUUUUUAUGUUUUGAGCUGAAUGAAGCCAGUGUGAUCACAUUCAUAUGGAAGAAAUAGUUUUGUUUGGAUGAAUGAUGAUGAUUUUGCUGUAGAUUGAACUUAUUUGCACAUAAAUUUAAACAUUAACAAAGAAUAUUUCAAUUUAAAAUCAAUUAUCUGAUGUAUUUUUAACAUUGAAGUCCAGGUUGGAGGUGACAAACCCAACAUUCAUCACUGUCUGUAACAGCUGGAUCGUGUUCAUGUUGAAGAGUCAAAUGCACUUUACCUUUGUUCUCUGUUUCAAAUAAAGAAUGAUGUUACG
Molecule: messenger RNA, 4446 nt
Organism: Synchiropus splendidus (mandarinfish)
Lineage: Eukaryota; Metazoa; Chordata; Actinopteri; Syngnathiformes; Callionymidae
Gene: sema7a
Product: semaphorin 7A
Exons: 14
Coding region: 345-2324 (659 amino acids)
Biological process (GO): negative regulation of axon extension involved in axon guidance; semaphorin-plexin signaling pathway; positive regulation of axon extension
Molecular function (GO): semaphorin receptor binding; integrin binding; chemorepellent activity
Source: RefSeq, a predicted model, not a curated record